AUGUCCUCUCCCACCCCCACUACCAUCGCCCUCAUCCAAGCCCUCUCCACCUUCGUCUUCUUCUCCCUUCUCAUACCUUCCCUUCUCCUCUAUCGAGCUACCAAACCUUCCAAAUUUGAUACUCCUCCUUUCCAUCGUUUGCCCCGACUCCCCCCAACACUCAGAACAUCCACAUCGCUAGAGACAACGCUCGACUUCCUCGAAACCCCCAGCUCCAUCCAAGCCCAGGGCUGCCAUCUUUUUCACAUUUCCAUCGUGGCCCAAGACCCUAUCGCCAUGGACAAAGACGUCCAGAACACAACCACCAAUCUUGGCACGAAGACAUAA
Messenger RNA from Mytilinidion resinicola, 327 nucleotides. RefSeq lists its product as uncharacterized. The record is from RefSeq and is a predicted model, not a curated record. NCBI's taxonomy places the organism in Eukaryota, Fungi, Ascomycota, Dothideomycetes, Mytilinidiales, Mytilinidiaceae. The transcript has 2 exons. Bases 1 to 327 code for a protein of 108 amino acids.